AUGUUAAAGACAUGUGUUCAGUUGGUUGGAUUGCUAACAGUGUUUGUUAGUUCUCAAAAAUUGUUCACCGGACACUGUCCACCAGUGAUAGCCAUGGAAGGUUUUAAUCGUGACCGUUACAUGGGAAUCUGGUACCAACAAGCAGCCUUCAAGCCCUUCAUGAAGGACGAAGUGAGCUGCACCCACUUCAGGUACACUCCAGUGGCUGGAGGAGGUUUCCAAGUGGAGGGACGGAAGAUGGCUAGGAUGACCAACGGACCUGUGUCCGUAUACGGAGUGGCACAACCAGUGAAUUCCAGCAGUAAAACUUCAGGUAAAUAUGUGGUGACUCUUUUUGGAGAGCUAGUGAAUGAAGUCAGUUCCUAUACUGUACUUCACACAGACUACAGUGAGAUAUCUGUGGUGUGGAGUUGUGAUCCACGAUACAGGCUAUGGAAUCUACAGAACGUACAAGUGUUAACUAGGCAAAGGACGAUGAACACCACUCAACUUCUGGCCUCUGCUCUUAGGGCUUUGCUCCCCAAACACCUUGACAUGCUUUUUGAUAAUCUUAGUCCAGUUGACCAGACUCAGUGUGAAGAAAUCUUAUCGAUGUAA
Messenger RNA from Homalodisca vitripennis (glassy-winged sharpshooter), 597 nucleotides. RefSeq lists its product as uncharacterized. Bases 1 to 597 code for a protein of 198 amino acids. NCBI's taxonomy places the organism in Eukaryota, Metazoa, Arthropoda, Insecta, Hemiptera, Cicadellidae. The record is from RefSeq and is a predicted model, not a curated record. The transcript has a single exon.